AUGGGGGAUGCGCCUUUGCAGAAGCGUAUAAAAGAGUACGUGCAAGAGAAAGCAGAGGUAUGCCCCGACUCCAAUACAGAAAACUUCACGGUUCAAUUUCCAGGACCUCUAAAUUAUUCCGUGAACAACAAUGCCGUUAAAUUCCAUGGAGAUUUUACGGUUACUGAAAUCAUCCAAGAACCACUGGAGUUGAUAAUCUUAAUUGAUCGAUGUGCAUUAGACAUGAAAACAUGCGAGGAGUUCAACAAACUCACUUUCACGAACCUUUGUCGGCACGUCAACGACGAAAAGGGCGUGGUGAGUAAAUUUUUCAAAAACAUGGAACCAGCUGUACGGUGCCCAAUCAAACCAGGAAGCUACAAGUUCAAAAACGCUGUCUUUGAUCUGUCUUUCACUAUUCCUCUCCCGAUGGAAGGGUACCACUGGCAGGCCAACUUGAGGCUGUAUUCAAGGAUCAGACCGAAAAAGGAACUGCUUUGCGUUUCUUCACUGAGUUACACGCGUUGGGUUAACAAACCAUGAACCAUGUGUCAGCUCAUUCACGCCAU
Messenger RNA from Aedes albopictus (Asian tiger mosquito), 548 nucleotides. RefSeq lists its product as uncharacterized. NCBI's taxonomy places the organism in Eukaryota, Metazoa, Arthropoda, Insecta, Diptera, Culicidae. The coding region runs from base 1 to 522 and encodes 173 amino acids. The record is from RefSeq and is a predicted model, not a curated record. The transcript has 3 exons.